AUGGAGGAGCAAGCCAAAAUAAAUCGUCAAAUGAUGGAAGAAAUCAAGGAAAUGAAAAGUCAAUUUUCAAAACUGACUGGAUCCUUGGUUAAUUCUGAAAGAGGCAAACUUCCCUCUCAGCCUCAAUUCAAUACACAAGGGCAAAAUAUGGCUCAAACCUCCAACUCUAACGAUCAAAAUGUUAAGGAGGCUAAUGCCAUCACAACUAGAAGUGGUAAAGCUUUGGAAGAUCCACCAAUACCAAAUACUACUUCAAAAUUUACAAAUGUUGUCUCUGAAAGUGUGCCAUCCAAUGCUUCUGCAAAAGUUCCAUUUCCCCAGGCUCUAAGGCCUGCUGGGAAAAUUCUUGAAAAUCGAGGAGAAAUCCUUGAGAACUUGACACAAGUGAAGAUAAAUCUUCCUUUGCUUCACAUCAUCAAACAAGUGCCAGCCUAUGCUAAAAUCAUCAAGGAUCUUUGCACUGUAAAAAGGAAGCAUCAUGUCAAGAAGACUGCUUUCUUGACUGAGCAACUUAGUGCGGUAAUUGAACAAAAGACACCACAAAAAUACAAAGAUCCUGGUUGUCCCACCAUUUCCUGUCAAAUUUGGACUCAUGAAUUCAGCCAAGCCUUGCUAGACUUAGGAGCGAGUGUCAAUCUCAUGCCUUAUUCUGUCUACUCGCAACUUGGUCUUGGUGAAAUCAAGACUACUUCUAUAGUCUUACAGCUGGCUGAUCAUUCUAUUAAGAAGCCUCGGGGUAUUGUUGAGGAUGUUCUUGUUCAAGUUGACAAAUUCUAUUACCCCGUUGACUUUCUCAUUCUAGAUACUCAAUCUGUGGUUAACAUGGAGUCAAAAAUCCCUAUCAUACUUGGAAGACCUUUCCUUGCUACAGCUAAUUCCCUUAUGAACUGUAGGAAUGGUUUCAUGAAAAUAUCUUUUGGGAAUAUGACUCUAGAGGUCAAUAUUUUUCAUGUUGCAAUGCAACCACAUGAUGAUGAUGAAUGUUAUCAGACAUUUCUGAUUGACACGCUCAUUCCUAAGGAGAUUCAAUUGCAAAGAAAUUCUGAUGAUCUUGAUGAACUCCUCUCUUUUUCUGAAAGUUCAGGUUUUGAUGAGUCGAUUAAUGAAAUUUCUUGUUACAAAGACUCACAAAACGGAAGAACAAAGUUUUGGCAACCUCGCUUUGAAGAGCUACCUAGUGAAAGGGAAAAUCCAAAACCUUCUGCUGAAGAGGUUCCUAUUGUUAAGUUAGCCCAACUACCUGAGGGUUUAAAACAUGUCUUCUUGGGAGAUGGUGAUACCUUUCCUGUUAUCAUUUUGUUCAAACUUGAUCCUUCACAAGAAAUUAAGCUAAUUAAGGUACUACAAAAGCUUAAAUCUGCAUUAGGUUGGACGAUCGCUGAUAUUAAAGGCAUUAGCCCUUUAAUUUUCUCCCAUCGAAUCAAUCUGGAGGAUGGGACAAUCCCUCGAAGAGAUCCCCAAAGAAGACUGAACCCCACAAUGAAAGAAGUUGUGAAAAAUGAAGUGCUGAAACUUCUGGAUGCUGACAUCAUUUAUCCAGUGGCUGAUAGAAAAUGGGUUAGUCCAACUCAGUGUUUGGAAACUCUUUUGACGCUUGCCUUCUUAAUUUAG
This is a messenger RNA of Humulus lupulus (European hop), 1611 nucleotides long. RefSeq lists its product as uncharacterized. Lineage: Eukaryota; Viridiplantae; Streptophyta; Magnoliopsida; Rosales; Cannabaceae. The record is from RefSeq and is a predicted model, not a curated record. The transcript has 2 exons. The coding region runs from base 1 to 1611 and encodes 536 amino acids.